Equus caballus (horse) is the source of this 4719-nucleotide messenger RNA. Its product is annotated as zinc finger protein 426. The record is from RefSeq and is a predicted model, not a curated record. NCBI's taxonomy places the organism in Eukaryota, Metazoa, Chordata, Mammalia, Perissodactyla, Equidae. Gene Ontology annotation, molecular function: DNA-binding transcription factor activity; RNA polymerase II cis-regulatory region sequence-specific DNA binding. Gene Ontology annotation, biological process: regulation of transcription by RNA polymerase II.
UGCCCUAGUCAGAGCCUCCGAGUCACCUUCGAGACUUUUCCCCGGAAGGGGGAGAAGCAGCUCCGCUGUGCGAGUUCCGUUGCUCAGGCCCCGCGCCCUCCGGUUCUCAGGACCUGCGACCCCGCCGUGUGCCUGUCUUUCUAAUGACCUUUCUGCCUUGCUGAGGAAAAGAUAGAGCCAGAAAGGAUGAUGACUGACUGUCUGACAAAUUGUUCUCAGGAUUCCAUGACCUUUGACGAUGUGGCUGUGGACUUCACCCAGGAGGAGUGGGCUUUACUGGACCUAACUCAGAGAAACCUAUACAGAGAUGUGAUGCUGGAGAACUACAAGAACCUGACGACACUAGGCUAUCAGUUGUUGAAACCCAGUGUGAUCUCCUGGCUGGAACAAGAAGAGUUGAGGACAGCGGAGGGAGGAGUCUUCCAAGAAUCAGAAGUGCAUCUUAAAACCAAAGACUUGGCAAUUCCUCUGCAGGAUAUUUUAGGGGAAAAAACAUCCAAUAGGAUAGAAAUGUUCUUUGUUGAAGUUCUCACUGAGUUCAUCCAUUCUUCUCCCAAGAUUAGUGAACAUCCUAAUGACUGUUUGUUUGAACUCUUUUCAGAAACUGUCUGCCAGGUGGAUUCUUCCAAGAAGAGGCAAAAGCACGUGGCCUACAUAGAUAAGAGGAGGGAAAGAAAUCACAAAACCAUUCAAAUAAAGUACAAAGCGUGUGUGAGAGUGUGUACGUGCUCUGAAGUGGGAAUGUGUUGUAUUAAAAAACAAUGGAAUGAAUUGCAAAAAACAUGAUUGAUAGAUUUGAUAAAAAAUAUUCAAUGCUUCUAUAAAUGAAAUUAUCCUAAAAGUUGGAAGGAAAAUUUAAAAUAAAUGCCUACAUUGUCUAACUUAAAAAGCAUCAGUGUUAUUAAUGUUAGAGAAAAUUAAUUAAAGAGAAAAAUCAUUGAAGAUGAAUUUUGACUGGGAGGUAGAUAGAAAAGUCUUCUCUGAAAUGUAAAUAUUUGAGCUGUGAGAAGGAUGGACUAUGUUAACCAGGGGAAAUAAAGGAAGGGCUAGCAUAUUGGGCCAAGGGGACAGAACUAAGGUUGCCCUGAGGGUGGGUGAGCUGGAGAAUGGAAGGAUUUGAGAGACCAGUGAGAUGGAGAACAGAGAGUGAGGGUCAGGAGGACAGAGUGGGUGAGGCCCACAAGCCCAGCAUCCUGUAUUAUUCCUUGAUGUGCCUCUCACAUUAGUAAUUUUAUAUUUAUUUGUGGGUCAGAGGAUGUGACUGUUUUUGCUCAUCAUUGUCUGUCUAGGGACUUACAUGGUCCCUGGCACAUAGUAGGUGCUCAACAAAUACAAAUGUCAGAUAUAAAAUAAAGAUUGAGACCCAAUGCAUUAACUAUAACACAAACAAGAAAUCUUCAAGCUCACACAUACCCUAAUAUAGACACAAAAUUGAAUAGUAAACAAAUAAAAUGUACUCAUAUCAAUUUUAAGAGAAUAAUACACCAAGAAUUAGUAAUACAUAUUCUAGGAAUGGAAAGCUGGUUUAAUACUGUGAUGUUUAUUAAUAUAAUGCAUCACAAAAAUAGGUCGGUGAAGAGAAAUCAUAACCACAAUUACAAUAUGCAUUUGAGAAAAUGUAACAGCCAUUAGAGUGGUUAGCAGCCAGGACAAAGCCUUUCACUAAAUGAGGAAACUAAGGACAUUUUCUAAACCCAAUAAAGAAUAAAGGAUAUUCUACAUUACAACACUGAAAUAUUUGUGUUAAAUUCAUGAACAGACCAAAGCAGUCUAUUCCAGCUUCAAUCACUUGAUAGUUUCUUCAAUAUUUAAAGAGAUUGGUAAAAUGAUAAAGGAAAUUGGGGGGAAUACUGAACAUCAGAAAUAAAUCUAUUAUUUGCAGAUGUUGUGGACACUAAGGUGAAACAGCAGCAAUCAAUACAGAACCACUAAAUGCUAUCAGCAAGUCGAAUCUGCUGCAAAAAGAGGGAAUAUAAUACACAAAUCCAAUAACAUGAGGAACGAAAUAGAUGGUACUGCGUGCAUCACAGAUCUGCAGUGAGUAGUUAAUGAAUAAAUGAUUGGACACAGGAAAGCCAACAGGAGCCUACAAUCAUGAGAAAGAGUGGAGAAGAGGUGAACCCUCUCCCGGAAAUAACUUUCAUUGGAGAGAGGCUCUAGAGUCCAAAAAGAGGUAGAAGAAAACAGAACGAGAGCCGGAAAAGACUGGUUUCUGUAGAAACUAAAGUACCUUCAAAGUACAGAGACUUCACCUUUGUAGACUAAAUAAUUAUGGCACUGUCCCAUCUCAUUAUUCUGAAGUUAGAGCCGAGGACCCAUGCUCCUCUUUUCCUUCUUCCUCCACCAGCCCUCGCUGAGACACAAUGAGCCUUUCUGACGGUUAUCGCUGAAGAUUUCUGUUCGCUGAAGAUUUCUGUUCGUUGAGGUCUGCCCCUGGGAACCACAGUUGUAUUUUCACUAGGCAGAAAUCAGAGAAUUAUAGGAAAAGGGCAAAAGGGCAAAAGGGACAUGCUAUUAUCAUCUUAAGGCUUGAGUUAUUAGAACUCCUCAUUAAAGAAAUUGUUCUAUUGGCUUUCCACUUUGCAAAUAAUUCAGCUACUUUGGGGUACAAAUAUAAAAGAACAAAAUUUUCAGCCAAUCUUGUCAAACAGUGGGGGAAGAAGAAGGUAUUUUCUUAAAGGAAAAAUUCUUUCUUUGGUUUGACUUAAAAUGACAAGUUGUCCCCUAAGGAAAGUUUAAUUUUUACAGGAAAACCCCCAGGAACCACUUCUCUGUGAUGUUUUCCCCUUGGAAUAUCUUUGUUGAUUUCAGGGAUCAAUUGUUGUCCAGAGUGUCAUGGAGGCAAAGAGAUCCUUUCUGGAAAAAAGCAGGGUGAUUAAUAGUUUUCCUUUUAUUUAAAGAAUUAGCCAAAUGAAGAUGGAAAAUAUCCCUUGACAUUUGCGGGUGAUUUGGAGGUCUCUGUUGAUAUUUGGGAGGGCUCCAUUUAAUACCUCUAAAUAGAGGGGCCGGGGAAAAAACAUUCCAGGCAGAGUGGGUUGAAGAGUGAGUAUUGAGGAAACAUAGGUGGCAAAUAUAAAUCAUAUAUAAAGUUUGUUAAAGAAGGGGAGGACAGAGGAGAAACAGCCUAAAAGGAAUAUCAUGUAUGGGACAGUUAAAAAAACAAUAGAAGAUUCUGGAAGAUGAUUAAUUUCAAGGAGAAUGGCCAUAUUUAGUGUAGGCAUGUGAUCACAAAGGAAAUGCUGACUAUGCAAUUUGUAGGAUGUAGUAUACACUCUAAAUCAAUGACAAUCAUAAUGUGCUGUGUCUCCAAUUUAGAGGAUACGUGGGUCUAGAAAUCAAGGAUUGGAAAUUAGGAACAGCCUCAUCUAAUAAUCCCUCCCAGUGAGCCGCUUGGAGAGUUUUUGCUUCAGGUCUCCACACCUCUUGCCUCUGCGUGUUUAGAGGUCUUGACUACUAAAGGGGUAACACUUCCAGAGAUGUGGGGAAAGCCCCAUUAAAUUUCAAGCUGUGCUGUAGCCUGGCACUGCAGGUCCCUCAUGCCAAGAAGAGGAGUCACUGUCCUGGCAGGUGUAAUUUACCUGAUCAUCAAUGUCGUGUGAUCAUGGUGAUGGGCAUGCACUGGUUCCCUGCUGUGCUCAGUCGCUGGCUGGGAGCAGCCCAGGAGCAACCUCAGCACACACAGGGGUGGAUGCAGAUGGCUGUUGGUCAGUCAUGCUUUCAUGGCAAGAGUUCUGAGUGGUGUGAGCCUAAGUGAGGCAGGUUCCUUUAGCCGAGGGCAAUUCACAAAGAAGGCUGAGGGCCGAGGGCUGUCGGAUGGCUGCACUCCCCGCACCUGGAAGAAGAAUAAGUCCUUAAUCCUGAAGGAGGAUCUGAGCGAUACAGCACAGCAGUCACUAGAGUCCAUCCCUUGGGACAUGUGAAUCAACUUUUUUAAAAUUGAGACAUAAUUGACAUAGAACUUCGUAUUAGUUUCAGCUGUACAACAGAAUGAUGUGAUAUUGUUACAGGCUCUUAACAUCAGCCCUGAUAUCAGUCCCCCACAUUGAACCCAGCGUACAUGGGGUUAAAACUAAAACCCACCACCCCCUUUCCUGCUUCUCUAGCUCCACUCAUAUGUAAAUACCUGUUUCUUUAAACUUGGACUCCUUGAGCUUUACAACUAAAUGGGAGUUGCAAAUCGUUAAAAGCCCAGGCGGCCUGGUGUUGGAGGCACACUAAAGUUUAGCUGAUCAUGUGUCCUUGAAGUCUGCCAGGAAAGCCGCUGUCUCAAGAAUAUCAAGGAGCCGGAGGCUCCCCAGACCUCAACUCCUCACUCCUGGCGCUGGAACCCACCUCAAACAGGAAGACGAGACAGGCGAAGGACGCGCACCUGCCAUCCUCCUAUCUCACCCUCCCCCCGCCUCGCUGCAAGCAGCCUCUCAAGGCCAAACGCAGGCUGGUGGAAGAGCGCCGACCUGCACAAGCUGCAUGUUCCCCCUCCCCUACCUAAAACCCCAAAUAAAAAUCCCUACCCAUUCCUCAUCGGGGAGCUAGCAAUUUUUGAGGCAUGAGCCCUUGCUUUGCUCCCUGUGCCUGGCAUGGUAAAAACCUUUCCUCUUCCACUCAAGACUCUGUUCUCAUUAUUUGGAUUGGCAUUGGGUUCAGAGACCGAACUUUCGGUUACAAUAUUUGUACAUGUUGGUAAAUUAUCACCACAAUAAAUCUAGUUAAUGUCCAUCA